This is a messenger RNA of Pyrgilauda ruficollis (rufous-necked snowfinch), 1319 nucleotides long. RefSeq names its product neuromedin B (gene NMB). The record is from RefSeq and is a predicted model, not a curated record. Gene Ontology annotation, cellular component: neuron projection. The transcript is spliced from 3 exons. Gene Ontology annotation, molecular function: neuromedin B receptor binding; neuropeptide hormone activity. The coding region runs from base 786 to 1094 and encodes 102 amino acids. Lineage: Eukaryota; Metazoa; Chordata; Aves; Passeriformes; Passeridae. Gene Ontology annotation, biological process: positive regulation of hormone secretion; neuropeptide signaling pathway.
GGAACUGUAAAUCCAGCAGAAGCUGUCAGCGCCUUUAGAUGGGCUGCACCUGGUAUGGACUUCUAUCCACAUGGACCCAGGAGCCACGUGAGCUCAGCCCUGCAGUCUGUCACUGAUCUGUGCUUGGGAGCUCAGCAGUGCCUGAGUGAGCGGCCUGACCUGGCCCCAGGCCCUCCUCCUCACCAUGGACCUGCCAGGAUUAUGUCUGACCCUGGGUACCCCCCCAGACUCACCCCAGCCCAGACCCUGAGGGUAUCCCUGUGUAAAUAUGGAACCUGGAGGAAUCCCUAUUGGCUGCAGGCAAGGAGGAGAAGAAACAGAGCACAACCUGUGCCUUGGAGCCCUCUGAUCAAAUGCUUCCAGUUUCACCAGGAAUUCACUUCAUUUGAGCCCUGGGCACACACAGUCCAUGCCCCAGGCCCCACUGUCUGUGUCCCUGGCAUGGCUGGGCACAGCUCCAUCCCUUUAAUGGAAAAGGGGGAGCGCAUGGGAAACAUAAUUGUCUAUGGAAGGUUUGGGUGUAGCAAUCAGGAAACAGUGGUCUGCAAAAUCUCAAAGGGAGUGGGAAAGGUGAGAAGUGGUACACAGGCUCUGGCUGAAGCUCUGCAGUGUGUGGGAUCCUCUGGGAGGCUGCUCUGGGAAAUGCAGGAGCUGGGCAGAGCUGGCAGGUCCUUAAGGACAGGAUCCCGGAUUACCCAUCCCGAUAAUCAGGCACAUCUACUGGGAUGGCUUUGAGCUAAACUGGGAAUGAACUCCUGGCUGAGCUCCAGUGCAAAAAGGGCAGCAUGGAGAAGGUGGAAGCACGGACAUGGAGAGAUCUGGGCACCGGGGUCGGACUCAGCGGUCACUUCAUGGGGAAGAAGAGCGUCACAGGCUCCCAACACCUGGAGACUGCCGAGGAGCCUGCAGUGCCAGUGGUCUUCGGUCCCUCUCUCCGAGCCCUGCUGGAGGACAUGAUGGAACUGCUGACCCGGGAGCUCCUGAAAAUCCUCUUGCAAGAAAGGCUACUGGAUGAGAACCAAGGGAAAUAUGACCUCACUGGCCAGGAGACAGGGCUUUUAACAAAGGUGCUGGAGAAGUACUUUUCAAACUGAAGAGGUGGGGAGGAUGAGGUCUGCAAGGUCAGCUGUGCCUGGUGAACAGAGGAGAGCAUCGUCCUUGUGGGUUUCUACAGCAGCAUCACUUUUAUUUAUUCUCUCUGAAAUAUUGUUAAUAGUGAUGUUGUGUGUGAAGGUGGAGCCUGCCUGUAUAGCUCCUGUAUGUUUUGUGUUUCCUUGACAUCUGAUGUGUGCCUGUGUGAAUAAAACUGGUUCUUUGCA